This is a messenger RNA of Limulus polyphemus (Atlantic horseshoe crab), 2269 nucleotides long. Its product is annotated as glutamate-gated chloride channel-like. Gene Ontology annotation, cellular component: synapse; neuron projection; membrane. Gene Ontology annotation, biological process: chloride transmembrane transport; signal transduction; regulation of membrane potential. The coding region runs from base 372 to 1790 and encodes 472 amino acids. The record is from RefSeq and is a predicted model, not a curated record. Lineage: Eukaryota; Metazoa; Arthropoda; Merostomata; Xiphosura; Limulidae. The transcript has 9 exons. Gene Ontology annotation, molecular function: chloride channel activity; neurotransmitter receptor activity; extracellular ligand-gated monoatomic ion channel activity.
AAUGCAUUAACGGAGUUUUUUGAAUAAGAGAAAAAAUCCAUGUUAACUUCUUUUUCAGACAGAAGAAAAACUGUGUUGAAAACUCAGUUGUGUGUGAUGUAUACAUCCAUCUUUGUCAUGUGUUUUACCUGUUAUUAAGCUUGUUUCGCACGUCCAGGUGUUCACUUCGUUUGACAUAAACUUUGUGAGUCGAUAGAGUUCAUUGAUUGGGCGUUAUUUGUUACAAGAGCUAUUCCAGGAGAGAGGGGGGCUAGCGAAGUAAAAACAUUCCAAGCAACUCUGGGGAACAGGAGUAAUCAGAUCAAUGCGAUCACACAUUCCAUAUUUCAGUGCCGGCUUUGCUGUUUUAAGAACAGUUUUAAAGGCUCAAAAUGGGUUAUAAGCUAGGAAAUAUCUUCUCACUGGUAACUGUGUUAAUUGUGGCUGCUGUCAGUGAAUCAGAUCUCCCAAGCUUCCAUAACCGUUCCGACAAAACUAUUUUGGACUAUUUGUUAGAUCCCGUUAGAUAUGACUUCAGAGUGCGACCAAAAGAUGAAACGAUCGUUAACGUCACAGUGACUCUCCUCACAUUGUCUUCUCCAGACGAAUCAAGUUUGCGGUAUGAAGUGGAAUUUUUGUUGCAUCAGGUUUGGGAGGACCCAAGGUUGAAGUAUAAUAAUGAAGGCCGACAUAAAAGUUUGAAUGCUUUAACACAUGCUGGUAAAAUAUGGAUACCGGAAACGUAUUUCAUCAAACAUGGCGACUUCAAGUAUCCCCUGGUUCCAGUCCACAUCACUCUCCGGGUCACUCCAGAGGGCGUUGUCCAGUAUACUCAAAGAAGAGAGAUGAUUUUAAACUGUCAAGGAAACUUGAGAAUUUUCCCUUUUGACAAUCCAAAGUGCCCUUUUGCUUACGAAAGCGUGUCUAACGAAAAGACGGAGGUAAAGCUGCAAUGGUCCUCCACAGAAAAGAACAUAAUCAACGCUACAUCCCUGAGGAAACACAACGCUUACUUGGUGAAAAACGAUACAGGAGAUUGUGACAGGAGAUACACCUGGCGAGACGAGUACAGUUGUUUAAAAGUGUUACUUGUCUUCACCCGAGACAAAUCUUUCUACAUCAGCACCGUUUUCGCCCCGGGGAUCAUCCUGGUUUCCAGUUCUUUCAUCAGCUUCUGGUUAGAAAUCAACGCUGUGCCAGCUCGCGUUAUGAUUGGUGUGACCACAAUGUUGAAUUUUUGUACUACCACCAACAGUUUCCGGUCAACAUUGCCUGUGGUCUCCAGCAUAACUGCGAUGAACAUGUGGGACGGAGUUUGUAUGUUCUUUAUCUACGCCUCCAUGCUGGAGUUCAUAGCAGUGAACUACCUGUACAGAAAACCUGGCUACCACCAAUCAACGAAUCGUCCAGAGUCUGCAAUGAACCAGCCUUCGACGGAACCCUCGCGAAUCAGUUCAGUAGUUGCCCAAGAAGGACGGAAGUUCGGAAAAUAUGGGGUGGGUAGUUCUCAUAACGUUGAACUUGAAGAUAACAUCAAUGAAAGUAAUAACAUCCAAGCAGAGGUUCCCACGAUAGAUGUCAGCCGAUUCCAGAGGAGAAAAGCCAGAGUUGUUGCUUCUUUUGUCGGUUGGUUGUGCCGGCCUAUUGUUGUGGAAUCAAACGUGGGAACCCGACCAAAACUUGCCAAGAAAAUCGACAACAUCUCCAAAAUGCUGUUCCCCUUGCUGUUUUUGUGCUUCGCUUUGGGAUUCUUCUUAACAUACGCGGUGAUUGAACCAAUGCAAGACGAGAACUGGACUCUCACUGAGUAACAAUGUGAUGAUAAUUACUGCGCGAAACAAAUAACUUCCCCUGUACACAGUAACAUUCAAGAGCCAGAACAUACUGCUCUGCCUAUUCUUGAGUGGUGUGGUUAAAACAGGAGUACGAAAAGAUAGAAUGCUAUGAUAAAAAAAAAGAUGAAAAUACUCCUUAUUGGAUAUUUUAUCCAUUCCGAGUUCUUCCCUCGGAGAUUAAAAUCUCAGUACUGUUGCAGACUGCUGUUUCUCUAAUCCAACGCUGCUAUGGUGACGCCCCAUUAGUCCUUCUGCGAAUGCCUGAAUUUCUAAACAAACCAUGUUCAUGUCGAGAUUAUAUGUAGGACACGUUUUAUCCUCACAUUUACUCAUUAUUCAUGAGUCAUUCGCUCUCUAGAUUGAGAUUUGCUAUUUCUAUAUUAUAAUGCAUGACACAGUUUUAAUUUCAUUUGAUUAUAUACGUUGUUCUUUCACGUGGAUAACAGUGGACACGC